Pyrus x bretschneideri (Chinese white pear) is the source of this 871-nucleotide messenger RNA. RefSeq lists its product as uncharacterized. NCBI's taxonomy places the organism in Eukaryota, Viridiplantae, Streptophyta, Magnoliopsida, Rosales, Rosaceae. The coding region runs from base 312 to 701 and encodes 129 amino acids. The transcript has a single exon. The record is from RefSeq and is a predicted model, not a curated record.
CACUUGGGCUGCACAUAACCAGACUACCAGACUACCAGAAAUUGAACCAACCAGACUACCAGAAAUUGAACCAAAACCAAAUCUUUAAGCCUCCACAAUUAACAAUUCUUCAAGAAACCGACGAGCAAACUAGUUGACGAUGACAAUCGGCCUUGGAAUUCAUCAAACAUAAAGAAAUUCUCACUGACACAAAUCAACAAACAGGUAGAAUGCACAGACCUUUACUUUACUGAAACCCCAUAAUUCUAGAACCAAGAAACUCCACCAAGAACCAAUCAAGAAAUUCUCGGUCACAAUUUUCAUAACCCAAAAUGCAGCAGAGAUUUUGGUCGCCUUACUCCUCUCGGGUACCUGAAGAUCAAGCUUUUGCGACUGUCAGCGGCGGCGCAGCUUCGCAGCAGCAGCAGCCACAACUGAAGCACCACCACAACAGAGCCAGCGCGGAUGAACUCCCCGUCUACGACCCGCGAUCCAGCACGGGAAAGAAAGAGGGUUCUUCAAGAUCGGUGGAGAAGUGGGUCCAUGCCAUUCCGGUGAUCGUGUUCUUCUGCCUCUUCGUGCUCUGGUGGUUCUCCGUCUCAGUAAAAGUGGCAGAAUCUGUCUUUGAUCGAUUUCUUGGUGAACGAGCGAGGUGUGCAUCCGAUGAUGGCGGAGAGGAGAGAAGAAGCCUCACCGCUUCAGGCCAGGAACUGUGGCGCUGAGAGAGAUCAGAAAGUAUCAGAAGAGCACCGAGCUCUUGAUCCGCAAGCUGCCAUUCCAAAGGCUGGUGAGGGAGAUCGCCCAGGACUUCAAGACCGAUCUGAGGUUCCAGAGAAGUUAACAUAGAAAGAAAGGAAGAAAGGGCACAUGUAUUACGAAUAAAGAAAUACGC